This is a messenger RNA of Exophiala spinifera, 1521 nucleotides long. RefSeq lists its product as uncharacterized. The record is from RefSeq and is a predicted model, not a curated record. The transcript is spliced from 2 exons. Lineage: Eukaryota; Fungi; Ascomycota; Eurotiomycetes; Chaetothyriales; Herpotrichiellaceae. Gene Ontology annotation, molecular function: actin binding. The coding region runs from base 1 to 1521 and encodes 506 amino acids.
AUGCCUGCUCCUCCUCCGCCGCCGCCGCCGCCGCCGCCUCCUCCUCCUCCAGGCAUGGGCGGCCCUCCUCCUCCACCACCCCUACCUGGAGCAUCUCUUCCUGCGGCUCCCCCCAAAUCAGUCGCGAAGGGCCGGGAUGCUUUAUUAUCAGAUAUAACGAAAGGAGCCAGACUGAAGAAGGCCGUCACGAAUGAUCGCUCCGCACCGGUGAUUGACAAGAAAUCUGGAGGCGGAGGAGGCCCUAUAGCAGGAGCACCACCUGUCCCUGGGAUGGGAUUGAAGACCCCGGGAGGUCUGGCACCUCCUGUUCCCGGCGGGAAUCGAGCUCGAAGCAACAGUGACACCGGUUCGGAUGCAACCUCGAGCUUGGGAGGUGCUCCUCAGUUAGGCGGCCUUUUUGCAGGAGGAAUGCCAAAGCUGAAAAAGACUCGAGGAGGCAUUGACACGGGUGCUGGACUUGAUGGUCACCAUUCAGACUCAGAGGCUAUACAACCCUCCGCACCACGGAUUCCCUCAGGUGCAGCUCCUCGACCACCAUCCAUGCCUGCUCCGCCGAUCCCAGGCGGCAGACCUCCUAUUCCACCGUCAGCAGAUUCUGCGCCGAUGGUGCCCAGUCCACUGGCACAUUUGAAAAAGCCCCCGCCAAAGCCAUUAUCAAAACCAUCUUCAGUAGCAAAUCUGGUUGCUGGAAAACCUCCGCCGCCGCCUCCGACGUCUCGCAAAGUGAGCACAGCUACAGCACCGCCUGCACCGCCUCCGCCUCCGCCUCCAUCUUCCAGUCCAGCUCCCCCUUCAGCGCCCCCUCCACCACCGUCGAUAAGCCCAGCUCCCCCUUCAGCACCUCCUCCUCCGCCGUCGAUAAGUCCGGCGCCCCCAGCUCCGCCUCCACCUCCGCCUCCUCCAGCAUCUAGCUAUGCACCUCCGGCACCACCUCUCCCUCCUACAACAAGUCCGGCACCACCAUCGGCUCCUCCACCGCCUCCUUCAGCAAGUCCAGCUGCACCACCGCCUCCUCCCCCUCCGCCGCCACCAAGCAGUGCACCUUCCCUUGCGCCUCCGCCAUCAUUACCACCUUCUGUGUCUCCAGGACCGCCGUCCAGAUCUACACCUCCUCCGCCUCCACCAGGACCACCACCACCGGCUACUUCGCCUCCAGCAACAAAUGGCGCAGCAUCAUCAUUUGCAUUGCAAGCAGCUGCUGCAGCCUUUGGGCGGAAACCUUCCUACGGUAUAUCUGAAGGUCCUCCUUCUCCUUCGUCGCCAGCCAUUUCCCCCCCGCCUUCGCGAGCAAUAUCUCAGCUUCCGUCACGAUCAACACUAGAUGCCAGCUCCUACACGCUUUCCAAUGGCAAUUCACUGGGCUCUCCAGGUCGAUCUGGAUCGUUCAGGGUCGAGGACAGCAGAUGGAAAUUCCAAGACGAAAGUCAGCUACCCGUGCCGCGGAAUUUUACAGGGAUUCCCAAGCGGUAUAGGGCAGGCAGAGGGAGUAGCGUUCCACUUGAUCUUUCCCAGUUCGAAUGA